AUGUCUCUAUUCCUUCCUCGCCACGGCCAGACACCGAAGAUACUGGGGCUGCUGCGGCUAGUGACAAUCCCACCCAUUUUUCCCGGAAGCAUCUAUCAAGUUAGCCCACAACCGCCAAGGUACCCUAGCGUUGGAGUGGUGAUUCCUACCAGCUUUCACGCUCGCAAUCCACCAACCCUUGAUGUCGUAGACAAUCAGGGGCCAACCUCAGGAUAUGACCGCAAACGCCAUGGUAGCGCAGACACAGAGCAUGAGCUGUCAGCAUCACCUGCAAAGCAGCGAAGGGCGUUUCUGCGGCCAUCCACAUGUCAUGAUUACCAUCAUGAAGAGAGCGCGAGGGAGGCUACCCAAACGGGUCACACAUGCCUGUGCAAGGCAGGUCACACUCUACUGCCUCCAGAGGAGGCGAUGACGCUGGCUUCUGCUGUUGCACUUGAACUCUACUUCCUCCUCAUGCGCCCUUCUACAAUGGACACGCCCACUGCCGGCCCUGGAAGGUAUGGAGGAGGGUCUGGACCACCACACGUUGGCGCGGACUAUGCGGCGAGGAUGAGCGAUCAAGGAGCAAACCGGGCCUGA
Blastomyces dermatitidis ER-3 is the source of this 579-nucleotide messenger RNA. RefSeq lists its product as uncharacterized. The transcript has 2 exons. The record is from RefSeq and is a predicted model, not a curated record. Bases 1 to 579 code for a protein of 192 amino acids. NCBI's taxonomy places the organism in Eukaryota, Fungi, Ascomycota, Eurotiomycetes, Onygenales, Ajellomycetaceae.